Paramecium octaurelia is the source of this 465-nucleotide messenger RNA. The record is from the annotation of a GenBank genome assembly. NCBI's taxonomy places the organism in Eukaryota, Ciliophora, Oligohymenophorea, Peniculida, Parameciidae.
AUGCCAAAUUUUCCAAUGUCCAAAAUACAAUUAGAAAUAUUGCAUUAAACUAUGGUUUUAAGACCUGGGAUCUAAGGACGAGGACUAAUGUUGAAAACAGGUAACUUAUUCUGAAUUAUAUCAUGAGAUAAAUUAAAAUGAUUUAAUUGUGAAAGGUUAGAAGAAGAAUAUAGCAAAAAUAACAAUAAUAAAAAAUAUUUAAUAAAGCAAUAAUGCGCUUCAAACUAAUAGAUCUAAAAAUUAUCAAUUUGUUAAUUAGAAUUAAUUUUUCUAGAAAAAUUUGAGAAGCCUAAGAACUUUGACAAGUUGUAAUUGAUAAAAGCACAAAGAACAUAUUCGCUUAAGCCAUUUCUAGAGAAAGGGGUUAAUUGCUGGGAAAAUAAAUCAAAGUUAUUUUCCCUGUUGUAGAAAUAGACUUAAGUAGUCCAAAGGAAUGGCAUAAUUGAUGGAGCUUAUCAAUAUUGA